This is a messenger RNA of Colletotrichum truncatum, 1047 nucleotides long. The record is from RefSeq and is a predicted model, not a curated record. NCBI's taxonomy places the organism in Eukaryota, Fungi, Ascomycota, Sordariomycetes, Glomerellales, Glomerellaceae.
AUGAAGCUUGUUAGCAGGAGGAAUGCGCUCUUGGCUCUAACCGGACCAUGGGCCGGGCUUCUCACUCUUUCAGCAGGCAUUGCUAUCACGGCAAACUAUAAUUCCAACGUCUUAGAGGCAAAGGCACUUGUAGAUAGCCGAUUGACUAGACUAGCAGGAACUCGCUACAUCGAUGCUCCAGAUCCCUCUGCUAUGGGAUACUUUACGGGUGGGCCGCCGGGGCUUGAGACCGGCGUUAUUAUCACCACUGGCAUAGCAACAGAAGCCAUGAUUGGACAAACCCCUAACAAGAACUGGGUUACCUCUGGGUACGAUCCAGGUAACAUCUGUGGCAGCAAUUACUUUACCUCCGAGGAAUACACUAUACAAUACGUGGAGUUUAAUGCACCUCCAGAGAUUGCCAAAGCGCGCAUCAAUUUUAUCAUUGCCACUCAGGAACUAGUCGGCGGAGACCCAGAUAGCGCAUUAGUAAAUUUGGGUACCGCGACACCCCUCGAUGGAACCUCGACGUGGUUGUCAUCCCAAUCUCAGCUAAUGAACCAGACAACACCAGUAUGCGAGUUUCCACCUGGCACUCGCGACAUGGCUUUGCUGUACAACAUAGAGGCUGUUGACCCGGUACUUAUCCCAGAGUACGGUUUCUGGCUCAACGGCUUUUUCUCAGUCAACUUCCUGGACAGAACCAACGUCAUCAGCCUCAUCUUCAAUGUUGACUUUACCUCCCACCAUAACUCCUUCUGUCACACCAACAUUGCCAGCCACGACCCUAACCUUGACUUCAGAGUCAAAUCCAGUCGUGUCUUCCCUCUCAGUCACCUCACUUUCACCCAGUGCAUUUCUCAGAACAUCUACCAGCGCGCCUACUAUGGCGUCAGCCUUGCAAAGUCAGAAUUCCGUCGGAGUACCAUUAUCCUUGAACAUAUCAUCAUCCUUGAGCAUGUCGUCAUCCUUAAGCUUGUCGUCAUCGAGCACACAGUCUGCCAAUAUUGUCGUCCCAGCCGGGAGCUUUUAUCCAACAUCCGCUGGUACAAGCACGCUACCGAGUAA